AUGGUGGAUAAUAUUUCUUAUCCUGUGAUGCUGACGCUUAUGGUGCCCAAAGAAUCUAAAUCAUUCAGGCAUAUAUAUUUUACUUGUUUUCUUGCCUUAUAUGUACUUAUACUGUCAAUUAAUUUUCGUCUUGCUUUGGUCAUAAUAAUGGAGAAAGCUCUUCAUGAACCAAUGUACAUCUUCUUGUGCUAUAUGUGUGUAAAUGGGGUAUAUGGAGCCACAGGUUUCUACCCUAAAAUGUUGUCUGAUUUAAUACUGGAUUCAUACGUGAUCAACUCACAAAUGUGUGCUCUACAAACAUAUGUUAUCUACAGCUCUUUACUUUGUGAAUUUACAAUAUUAACAGUGAUGUCUUAUGAUAGAUAUGUAGCCAUAUGCAGACCUUUAGACUAUCAUUCCAAGUUAACUAAACACACCUGUGCUAAAUUAAUUAUUUUAUCAUGGAUUUUACCCAACUGUUUGGGUUUUCCAAAUGUUCUUCUAGCAAACUUGAGGCCAUUUUGCAAAUAUCACAUUGACAAAUUAUAUUGUGACAACUGGUCAAUCGUAAAACUGUCUUGUGCAUCAUCUUUUGUUAACAAUGUCUUUGGAUAUGCCACUACUGUCACAUUUUUUAGCUUUGCAGUUUUAAUCAUAGUAUCCUAUAUUAAACUCAUCGCUGCAUGUAAAACAUCUUUAGAGAAUAGAAAGAAAUUCUGUCAAACAUGUUUGCCACAUAUAUUUGCACUGAUAAAUUUCACUUUUGCUAUGCUUUUUGAUGUCAUGUAUAGUAGAUAUGGUGCAAAUGACAUUCCAGAGAGCCUACGAAAUUUCUUGGCUUUAGAAUUGGUUAUAGUCCCAUCUGUUUUUAAUCCUUUAAUCUAUGGAUUAAAUAUUAAGGCAGUGCGCAAACGAGUUUUUCCUUCAUGUAUUGCACCAAGAAUACAUGCUUCUCAAAACUCUAAGCAUAGAGCUCAAUAA
Molecule: messenger RNA, 960 nt
Organism: Xyrauchen texanus (razorback sucker)
Lineage: Eukaryota; Metazoa; Chordata; Actinopteri; Cypriniformes; Catostomidae
Product: olfactory receptor 52D1-like
Exons: 1
Coding region: 1-960 (319 amino acids)
Biological process (GO): G protein-coupled receptor signaling pathway
Cellular component (GO): membrane
Molecular function (GO): G protein-coupled receptor activity; olfactory receptor activity
Source: RefSeq, a predicted model, not a curated record